Molecule: messenger RNA, 1873 nt
Organism: Medicago truncatula (barrel medic)
Lineage: Eukaryota; Viridiplantae; Streptophyta; Magnoliopsida; Fabales; Fabaceae
Product: pentatricopeptide repeat-containing protein At5g08510
Exons: 2
Coding region: 98-1618 (506 amino acids)
Biological process (GO): RNA modification
Molecular function (GO): RNA binding; protein binding
Source: RefSeq, a predicted model, not a curated record
AAAAAUGUUAUUUAUGGCUUUGUUUGUCCUGUGAAGUACCAAAGACGAGACCAAAACUUUCCAACGUCUUGGGAACAAAAACUAAAAAAACAUUGUAAUGAAUCAAGUGAAACAAUUUCAUGGUUACACACUAAGAAAUAACAUAGACAACACCAAAAUCCUCAUUGAAAAACUACUUCAAAUCCCAAACCUAAACUAUGCACAAGUACUGUUACACCAUUCUCAAAAACCAACCACUUUCCUCUACAACAAACUCAUUCAAGCAUGUUCCUCAAAACAUCAAUGUUUCACCCUUUACUCCCAAAUGUACCUUCAUGGUCACUCACCAAAUCAAUACACUUUCAACUUCCUUUUCACUACAUGUACCUCACUUUCCUCACUUUCCCUUGGCCAAAUGAUCCAUACCCAGUUCAUGAAAUCUGGUUUUAAACAUGAUGUAUUUGCUUCAACUGCUUUGCUUGAUAUGUAUGCCAAAUUGGGUUGUUUGAAAUUUGCACGCAAUGUGUUUGAUGAAAUGUCUGUGAAAGAGUUGGCUACGUGGAAUGCGAUGAUGGCGGGGUGUACAAGGUUUGGUGAUAUGGAAAGAGCGUUGGAGUUGUUUUGGUUGAUGCCUUCGAGGAAUGUGGUGUCAUGGACUACUAUGGUAUCAGGUUACUUACAGAAUAAGCAGUAUGAGAAGGCUUUGGGAUUGUUUAUGAGGAUGGAAAGGGAGAAAGAUGUGAGUCCGAAUGAAGUUACGUUGGCGAGUGUUUUGCCGGCUUGUGCGAAUCUUGGAGCACUUGAGAUUGGGCAGAGGGUUGAAGUAUAUGCGAGGAAAAAUGGGUUUUUUAAGAAUUUGUUUGUAUGCAAUGCUGUGUUGGAGAUGUAUGCAAAAUGUGGGAAGAUUGAUGUUGCUUGGAAGGUGUUUGAUGAGAUCGGUAGAUUCAGAAAUCUGUGCUCUUGGAAUUCGAUGAUCAUGGGUUUAGCUGUUCAUGGACAAUGUCACAAGGCCAUUCAGCUUUAUGAUCAAAUGUUGCGAGAAGGAACUUUGCCUGAUGACGUGACAUUCGUGGGGCUUCUCUUGGCAUGCACACAUGGAGGCAUGGUUGAAAAAGGCAAACAUGUAUUCCAGUCAAUGACAAGAGACUUCAACAUUAUUCCCAAACUAGAACAUUAUGGCUGCAUGGUUGAUCUACUUGGUCGUGCCGGGCGAUUAACAGAAGCUUACGAGGUCAUAAAAAGAAUGCCAAUGAAGCCAGACUCGGUAAUAUGGGGUACUUUGUUGGGGGCUUGCAGUUUCCAUGGUAAUGUUGAAUUGGCUGAGGUAGCAGCUGAGUCUUUAUUUGUACUUGAGCCUUGGAAUCCAGGAAAUUACGUCAUUCUUUCGAACAUUUAUGCAUCCGCUGGGAAAUGGGACGGAGUUGCAAAGCUCAGAAAGGUGAUGAAGGGAAGCAAAAUUACAAAGACAGCUGGACAGAGCUUCAUUGAAGAGGGAGGUCAACUGCAUAAGUUCAUUGUGGAGGAUAGAUCACAUUCAGAAAGUAGCGAAAUUUUUGCUUUGCUAAAUGGAGUUUAUGAAAUGAUAAAGUUUGAUAAAAAUGAAUAUGAAUGGCAUUUGGAUUUUGAUUUGAACAAAUAGUCAUAGGGAGUAGGAUUCAUGGUUGAUGCACUAAAAUGAAACCAUGAAGUUUUCUACAAACCCCAUUUUUGCCAAGCAAAUGAGUUGGCUUAAUCAGUUUAUAAUACUCACAAAUGUAAAUGAAAAAUAUUAGAAUAUCCAUCAUUGUGCCGUCAUAGCAGAGUCAUGGAUUUUAUUCUUUAAAAGAGCUCAAGGCCUGCCUUGAAAGAUAACCAUCUUUUGGAUAUAAUGAAAUUGUUCAAUAUUGCUACCAAC